This is a messenger RNA of Amaranthus tricolor (Joseph's coat), 3385 nucleotides long. RefSeq lists its product as uncharacterized. The transcript is spliced from 8 exons. The record is from RefSeq and is a predicted model, not a curated record. Lineage: Eukaryota; Viridiplantae; Streptophyta; Magnoliopsida; Caryophyllales; Amaranthaceae. The coding region runs from base 1551 to 2762 and encodes 403 amino acids.
AAUAUUUCUACUGAGUACUGAAUCUCCAUUUGUUCAUUGGUUUUAGGGUUUUUCUUUUUUGGCUUUUGUUCGAUUAAGCUAAACUGAUAAAUUAACGAAUCUCAGAUCCGAAACGCAAUAGAAAUUGAACCAGGAUUGUUUGUAUAUGUAAUUGCACUUACUAUUCUGAUCUUUACAUCAUGUUUUUUGAUGUGUACUUGAAUAGAUUAUGCAAAUAUACAAUGUCUUUGAAUUUGAGUGAGUAUUAAUUGAAGAAUGCAAUUUCCUGGAAUCGGUUAACCUAAAUUGAUAGAUAAACAUAUUUUAGCUUCUAAACACGCAAAAAAUUGAAUUCUAAUUUUUUGUUUGUUUACUUGUGUUCAAUAUGCUUGUUUUUACUUCAUAUUUUAGUUCCUCGAGAUCACACAAUGCGGUUAAAGUUGACUAAGUAUAUAUUAAUAUGAAUUUUUUAGAAAAGUAUUUAUUGAUACGGUGAUCUCUAAAAGAUGAUGAUGAUAACCUAAUAAAAUACUAAACCUUGGGAGAAUUAUGAGAUUGGGUAGUGGUUGAGGUCUUUACUUUCUGGUGUCAAAGGUUCAAUUCUCACCCCGAAGAUCAUUACUCUUCUCCCUCUUGCGUAUAGGUGAUUCACCUAAAUUAAACACGGUGAAAAUUGAACUAUAAAUUUUUGUUUGUGUGAUUCCAUUCGUUUCUCCUAUUCACUUCGCUUUUUGAGGUAUAGCACUAAUAGAAGAGAGUAUGGAGCAUGUUUUAAUUUGAGUGAGUGUUUAUAAAAAUGUUGAUUCAUAAAUAUAGGAGUAGAAUUCAGGAUUGAGAGAGUUAGUUAUUUAAACAAUAUUCUCAAACUUCUAGCCAAAGAAAAUGAUAAGAGGAGAUUGGAAAAGCGAAGAGAGUAUGAAGUUUGUAGGUCGCAAAAAACCUAAAUUGAUGUAAGAAAAAAAAAACAAAUCGAAGACCAAAAAAUUAGUGAAAAAUCGAAAAACAAAACAAAUCUCUAAAAUCUUAAGUAGAUAAAAAGCCCUAGAUCAAAAGAAAACCAUCAAAAACACUAAAUAACGAAAUAAAAGAAAAAAAAGUGAAAAAUACCUAGUAUUUGUUUUUUCCUUCUUAUUUUAAUGGUUGCUUUCCUUUCCUUUUCUUCUAAUGGCUGGUCAAAAUGAGUAGAGAGGAAAAAAAAACGGAUGGAGAAGGAGAAGAUGACCGCUCCCCUUUUAAGAGAAUGAGGAAAAGAGGAGAGGAAGAGGGAUUCUUAUAAGAAAAUUAGAAACUCAAUAGAAACAAGGAGAGUUUUAGAACAAACGAAAAAAACUGAAAAACAAAGGGCAAAAAGUCAAGUCACUGUUCAUACGAACAAUGGAUAAAUAGUAAAUGAGUAGUGGUGAGAAUUGAGUCUAAUCUCAAAUGGAUCAUGUACAACUUUCUUGAUAAGGUCUUGGGUCUGAUUCUUUUGUUCCUCCCCUAGCUUUCCUCACUCAGCCUGCCCUGUUCUUAGAAAAAAUUAAACUACUUGAAGAGAUUGCACAAUGAUCAAAGUUGAUUGAGUAUCUAUUAUGAUGAGGACGAUUGUUGAUGAAUUAAGGAGUGGAACACAGUUUCCAGGAAUGAAAAUGGGAAGUGGAUGGCGUCGAUUUUUGUUUUUACUCCCUGUUAUGAUCUUCUUACCUUAUUUGUUAUCCGUUUUAGAGCUACAUCAAUUUUCAACUACUGUUGAUCAACCUAAAAAACAUGGUAUGAAAGCUAAACAUUUGGUCCUUGGCCCAGUUGCUGGACAGGGUUUGGAUAAUCGCCUGCAUUGCAAAGGCACAAAAGCCCUGAACAAAACUCAAACCGCUUCUGGAAGCUUGAAUUCUGGAGAGAAUGUUGCCUUUGUUACGGUCUUCACUAUAUAUAAUACUUCUGAAAACAACAUUGAGAAGAGAUCUUCUGAUUUGGUUAUAGUUGGAAACACUUCAUACUCAAAGUUAGAGAGAUCAAUUGCUAUCUUGGAUUCAUUCAUUAAAUUCAUCCAGGUUGCAAUGCCCUUGAGUAAUGUGAUCAUUCUUACUGAUCCAGAGUCAGACCUCCACAUCGAUAAAGAAAGAGUGACAACAUUACCCAUCCAAGGGGAAUAUUCACGAGACAGGUUGAUGCUUCAAAGAAUUAGGUCUUACAUUGCUUUCCUGACUGCUAGAUUAGAGGAGCGCAAUAAACAUGUUCAGGGACAGAUGAAGCAUUACAUUUUCACUGAUUCAGAUAUAGCGGUGGUUGAUGAUCUUGGCCAGUUAUUUGAUAAAUACUCAAGUUUUCAUUUAGCCCUAACUUUCAGGAAUAACAAAGAUCAGCCUUUGAACUCUGGGUUUAUUGCUGUUCGGGGAACUGCUGAGGGCCUCCAAAGGGCUAAGGAGUUCCUGGAAGAAGUUCUUGAAGCUUACACAUUAAGAUACAUGAAAGCCUCCAGAAUGCUGGGUGAUCAGUUAGCUUUAGCUUGGGUGGUGAGAUCACAUCCAUCUUUUGAUCCAAGGAGAUUUUCCAAAGCAAAAGCAUUCUCAGAAGAAAUAAAUGGUGCUUCAAUUCUAUUUCUCCCUUGUGCUCUGUACAAUUGGACUCCUCCGGAGGGUGCAGGACAGUUUCAUGGCAUGCCACUGGAUGUAAAGGUUGUACACUUCAAAGGAUCGAGAAAACGGUUGAUGCUUGAAGCUUGGAAUUUCUUUCAUUCUUCUUUGAACUUGGAUGACAUGUUAUGCCUUGUCCUAGGUAGUGGAAGGACAAAAUAUGACUUCUGAACUACUUUUAGGAUGUUCAUUGGUGUCUUUGAUCAGCCAAAUAGAUGAACAGAAUGUCUUUAAUGUGGGAAUAUCAUAUGACGUCUCGUCGCAACAUAUAGCAUCGUCAAGGAAGCCACUAUUUUGGUUUGACACCCAGCUGAUUGAUGAAGGGACCAGUGGUUAAGGAAAUAGCCACUUGCCUUUCCGAAAAGGAACAAAAGUACAAGACCUCUUUUUGUACAAUACUUGUAACAUUGUAAUGAUAAAUUUUUUGCUGUUGAUCUAAGUUUUGCUAUUUAUCGUUCUGACAAGAUAAAAUUUGAAAAAUAUGAGGCUGAAAUAUUGCUUUAACAACCAUAGAAGAAAUAUGAGGAGUACAAGUAAUGUUCAUUGGCAAUGGCAUCUCACAUUUGGUCUUGGUCAUACGGAUACAAAGUAGGAAUUUUGUCCAUCUUCUCCAUCAGUAAUAAUUCAUGAGGGUGUGCUCUGCAGUGUGCUACGACCAUCGGAAUAAGUGAUAACCUUCGCUCCCUAUCUAAUUGAGUAACAGUCCAUCGAUGACACAAGUAUUGAAAAAUAGUAUGAAUCUCUAAAAUUUAUGGUUAUGAAUAAAAGUUAAAUAAAUUGAGUGUUUUGAUAAA